UUAAUAUUGUUUAUUCAAGCUUUCUUUUUUAUAUAUCAAUCUUACAAGAAAUUUGUCCACUUGGCGGCGGUCACUGGGCAGAUCGGACUCCUCUCGUUCGCGCACCUCGCUCAGCUUCCUCUGCAACCAUGUCUGACAAACCCAAUAUGGCUGAGGUUGAGAAAUUCGCUAAGUCAAAACUGAAGAGGACAGAAACGCAAGAGAAAAAUCCACUGCCUUCAAAAGAAACGAUUGAACAGAAGCAAGCAGGCGAAUCGUAAUGAGGCACGCGCCGCCCAUAUGCACUGUACAUUCCCCAAGCAUUGCCUUCGUGUUUUACUUCCUGUAGCUGUUUACCUUUGCAAGAUGCAAAGAGGUUGGAUCAGUUUAAGUGACUGUGCUGCCCCUUUCACAUCAGAACUACUGACAACAAAGGCCGCACCUGCCGCUCCCCUCUGCCUGGCUGGCUGGCGGGGAAGGGGGAGAACUUGCAUGUUGGUGAAGGAAUGAGCUGGGUGAAAGGAGGGUGAAAUCUAGAGUAAAAACCAAGCUGGUCCGAGGUGUCCUGCUGCUGUAAAAUGCAGUUUAAUCAGAGU
Messenger RNA from Myotis myotis, 575 nucleotides. RefSeq names its product thymosin beta-4-like. Gene Ontology annotation, molecular function: actin monomer binding. The transcript has a single exon. NCBI's taxonomy places the organism in Eukaryota, Metazoa, Chordata, Mammalia, Chiroptera, Vespertilionidae. Gene Ontology annotation, biological process: regulation of cell migration; actin filament organization. The coding region runs from base 129 to 260 and encodes 43 amino acids. The record is from RefSeq and is a predicted model, not a curated record. Gene Ontology annotation, cellular component: cytoplasm.